This is a messenger RNA of Drosophila nasuta, 3173 nucleotides long. It is a transcript of the gene fs(1)Yb, whose product is annotated as female sterile (1) Yb. Lineage: Eukaryota; Metazoa; Arthropoda; Insecta; Diptera; Drosophilidae. The record is from RefSeq and is a predicted model, not a curated record. The coding region runs from base 61 to 2970 and encodes 969 amino acids. The transcript has 4 exons. Gene Ontology annotation, biological process: germ-line stem cell division.
AUAUUUCUUUUGGGGUUUUGUAUUGGUUGGCGCUUCUUUAUAGUUUUUUUUCGAAGAACCAUGAUCGGCAAAAGCAGAAUUUCAAGCAGAGCACUCGCUGCAAAUGGCGUCGUCGGAUCAAAUAACGAAACACAAUCAGAUUUGGAACCGACAACGAGUAAUAAUCAACAGAAGAGCGAGCAAUUGAGUUCGCACUUAAGCGAUGGAGUUAAAUAUAUCUAUUUUACACCAAAUACGCAAGCAAAUGGUUAUGAUUUCAUAGCUAAAAGCAUUAAAACCAAAGACUUUAAUAACGUUCGCAUCGCCAUAAUUUGCGAGCAUGCGACAAAUGCGCAGCAAAUGAUGAGAGAAAUGGGGAAGCGCAGCGUGGCCAGCCUCUUGCUGACCACCGCCACAACAACGGCCAUCGCCAAUAAGAAAGCCUCGCUGGAUGGGCUGCUGGCAUUGCAGAGUGACGGCGUGCUCACAUCAGUGUUGAUUGCCACCGACGACAUGCUGCCGACUUUGGCGCAUUAUGGCAAAGUAAAGGUCGAGCUGUUGAUACAUUCCACACAACCGUUACCGCAUGUCUUUCAAAAGCGCGCUAACACGUUUAUCCUAUCAGAAGGGAAUGAGAAGGAGCGCCAAGUGAUUGUCAUACGAACGCCAGCAGUUGUCGAGCAAUUAUCACAAAUCGAAGCUAGUAAUCCAAUCGAUGCAUUGCUUUCGCCAUUACCUUCGCUAUUGCCUUCGCCAAUGCGUUCUCCAUUGCCUUCUUCAUUGUCUUCGCCAUUGCCUUUGCCUUCUUCAUUGUCUUCGCCUUUACCUUUACCUUUGUUGAGCCAACGAAGUCCAACGCAACUGGAUGACGAUGCCAUGUCCUCAACUUCAGUAUCUUCCUGUUCGCUGCAAUCGAUGCCACAUGAUCCAAUUGAAGAUGCAUCUGCUACAAGUAUGCUCAACACCUAUAACAAAUUCGAAGUGCUGGCUUUAAGUAAGCAAAAGCUGGAAUCGUGCUAUCAAAUAAGCGACAUCAAGGCACUCGAUGGACGUAUUAAGGCAGCUAUGACAGAAAUGAGCCAUGAGCAUGGCAAGAAGCCACAUCGCUAUGCCUGGCCACAUACGGCGAAUCAUCGCUCGCUUUGCGUCAUAGGCUAUGAGGCUUCUGGCAAAACAUGGAGCUAUUUACCCUGGCUGUGCCACAAAGCUCUCCAGAAUGCGGAUGAAGGCAGGUUGGGUGCUUGUUGCAUCAUUUUGUGCCCCGACGCGCGACAUGGCGAAAAAAUCGCUGUUUGCUGCGAAAAACUACUGAGCACUAUGGAUGAGAAGAAACCUGUGGUGAUGCGACUAUUUGAACAAGACAAAAUCCAAAUGGUUUUGGCAACACUGAAGGUUACUUGCGGCAUUCUGAUGACCAGCGUUGAGCUGCUGUUGCUGGCCAAAGAUGAGAUAAUCUUCGAUGCCAAUUUUGUGCGCUGCAUGGCUUUUGAUAACAUCAAUGUGCUGUGGAAUCAGAGCAAAAAUGAUUGCGAACAAUUGAUUGAUUGGUUGUUCGAAAACCUUAGCAUUGGAGUGAGUGGCACACAAAUGCUAAUUAGUGGACGUCAGUGGUGCGAGGCGGUGAUGAAUCGUUUGCUACCCAAGCUGGAUGAUGUGCUGCUCUUGUUUACGGAUGCGCUGGAGGCAUCUCUUUAUGGCCGCAUUCAGCAGGAGAUGCUGUUCAUUGAUCCACAGCGUUGCGAGGUGGAAAUACUCAAAGUGCUGCUUUCCAAAAAUCUGAAGGAGGAACGUGUGGUCAUGGUGUGUGACAGCAAUGACGAAGCAAAUUACUUAAUGAUCCAUCUGUUGUCCGCCGGCAUUCGCAGCAUCAUUAUCAAUAAGAGCAAUCAAGUGAAUACCUUUAAGAAAUGGAGUCACGAAAAGAGACGAAAUGUGGUCAUUGCUAUCGAUGAUAUGAUACCCAAGUUGCGUGGCGGUCGCAUCGAUCUCUUGUUCCAUUAUAAGCCUGCGAGCAACUGGCGACGUUUCAAGACCCGUUUCGGUCUCUUCUAUGGCAAUUAUAAAACACAGACUAAAGAGGAGAGUCAUUCGAAUGCCACAUCAAUAAUUUGCAUCACGCAGAAGGACGGCGAUGUCAUUUGGUGCAUGUGCAAUUUUCUGCUUAAGCAUGAGAUUGCUGUGCCCUCGGCCUGGUUGACGUCCUUUAAUGAGUUUCGCUUGACUGCAGAGCGUCUCAAUCCCAUACCCAAGCAACCGAUGUGCGAACAAAUGCUGUCCUACGGCAACUGCUGGGUACGCAAGUGUCAAUAUCGUCAUCAAGUGGCCCAAAAGGAACUAGCACGACCCAUUGAGUACUUUAAUAAAUUGCAUAUUGAAUUUUAUAUAUCAUACAUUCAUACACCAACACGCUUCGUUAUCAAGGAUACAUCAUUACCCAUUGCUCAUCUGUAUGGCGGGCUUCCUAUUACCAAGCUGGAAGACUCGAUCAAUUUGCAUUAUAUCAAAGCAAGUAAUCGCAGCCUACACCCCAAUCCUAGGCUCAAUGAUAUUUGUGUUGUUGAACUGAAAGAGCGUUAUCAACGUGUUGUUGUGAUCGGCGUGAAUGGGAAACAGAUUAAGGUCCGGCAGUUGGAUAAUGUCAUGGAAGAGGUGAAUAUCAAGGCCUCGGAAGUUUUUGUAUGCAAGGAGUUCUUCAUACACGAACCUGUUCAGUGCCAGGAACUGUGUCUAACGGGCAUUAUGCCAUGUACUACGGAACGUAUUUGGUCAGCCGAAGACAAGAAAUUGGUGCUCAAUGUGUUUUUGAAGGAACGGCAGACGCAUCGAUUGAGUGUUUUUAAUGCCGAUAUUGAUUUCGCCUUUAAUGAUAAGUAUUUUGCGCGUAAUAUCUUUGACAGCAAUGGUAAUGACCUCAAAAGUUUUGUACUCAACAAUAUGCCAGUGCUGCAUGAUGAGAAAGUUUUGAUUAGUUUGCAAAAAUUGUUUAAUUAGAUUUGUUUACGCUACUGAGAUAUUCUUUCGGCAGCUGUUCAAAAUGCUGACAAUAAAGUUAUUGUUGGCAAGUUACAUUUCAAAACGCUCAAUUUAAAUUUUGCUUUUGACACAAUCUUUUAUUAUUUGUGUUAUUAAUAUUUUCCGUUAAUAUUAGUGCUAAACACAAUUGUAUGGCAAAACGAAAAUGCUGUUUAAAAAAA